AUGCCGUUCGCAGUGCCGCAGUGCGCGAAAUUUGGCGAGAAGGAUGCUGGGCCUUGUGAGUGUUCCCGGCACCAGACGGGGCAGCAGUCCUCAGACUAUGUGACGUUCCAGUCGCUCAGCUCCAACAAUAACGGUAAUGUCACCGGCAGACUCGAAUUCCGGAUUCAAGCUCACUGCGAUAUCGAUUAUACAGAAUACCCAAGUGAUAUCAAGCACUGCUGCUUCAAUCUGCAGUCCACCCUCUACAAACGCUACAUCAAGUACUACCUCGAGAAUGAAGACGAACAUCUUGACACUUCACAAUUGAAAACCAACUGGAAGAUCGAAAACUCGGCCGAGUUGCUGGAGAUCUGCGUAACCGCGCGACGUCGUUCCACAACACUUGCAGUUGAGCUGACUCUACCAGUGCUUAUAUCUGCACUGCUUUUGCUUAUCGCUCCGUUCUUCGGAAAAUUCGACCAGCAGAUCAAGGUGAAAAUGUUCGCUUACUUCUUCAAUUUAUGA
Messenger RNA from Ostertagia ostertagi, 504 nucleotides. Lineage: Eukaryota; Metazoa; Nematoda; Chromadorea; Rhabditida; Trichostrongylidae. The record is from the annotation of a GenBank genome assembly.